UGUCAAUUGCGAUAGAGUUGAGCUAACUUGGGAAAUUCAAGAUGCUGCAACCACUUUUCAGUCAACCACUUUUAAUAAACAACCUCAACAAUGGCUCGAUUAAUAACCGGCGUAACGCCAACGCCCAUUCCUCGACGGGCUGACCCACUAACCGACCUCACCCUGCUGCUGAGCCGUUUGCAGCGCACCAUUCUCCACGCCGACGCCGAGCGCGAAGCACGACUACGCGAGAGCGACUUUGAGAGGGAUAAGGCCCAUGCAAACAUUCGCUAUGCGCGAUCGCUCCUCACAAAACUCGAGCAGGAAGCCCUGACCAUCAAGAUCCAUUCCCGUCGACAGGAAGCCCAGGUCGAUCUGGUACAAAAACGGGAGGUCCUCGAACAGUUAUCAGAACGUCUCAGCGAUCUAGCCGAGUUUGCAGCCGCGAGGAAUACCAGCCAUGGCAACGACGACGACGAUACGUCCGACGGGGAAGACAUUCUGGCCGACAUCAUCGUGACACCAAGCGAGAGCAUGGAAUCCACGAGGUCGCUUGACAUGCUGCCGGAAGAGCCAGAAGAGCCAUUAGAUCAGAUACCAGCCUCUCUAGAACAACCACAACACCCUCCGCAGCAGUCCACAGAGCAAACAAACGCAGCCCGUCAACCCGAACACCCCCCAGCCUCGAGCGCACCACAACCAACCACCACCACCACCACCACCCAAACCCUCCGCCCGCGCCACCCCGACCCAACCCCCUCCCCCUCCUCCUCUUCAAACCCCCCACCCCAAGCCUCCACCACCUCCGCCCUCUUCCACAACCACCAACCCACCACCGCCACCACCACAACCGCACCAACAAACACAAACACCACAACCGCCAUCUCCACAACCGAAGCCAUCCUCGACCACCAGCGCAGCGAGCAAGACGCCCUCUCCUCGUCCAUCCUCAAGCUCGCCUCGGAUCUCAAAGCCUCGUCCCACGCCUUCAGCGCGUCGCUGGACUCGGACCGCGAGGUCGUCGACCGCGCGGGCCAGGGCAUGAGCCGCACGGGCCAGAACAUGGAGGGCGUGACACGCACCAUGGGCGCGCUGCAGCGCAUGACUGAGGGGGAGGGCUGGUGGGGGAGGGUGAGGUUGUAUGGGAUCGUGUAUGGGUUGAUGGUGGUGUUGGUGCUGGUGGUUUUUGUGUUGCCGAAGUUGAGGUUUUGAGUUUCCUGGGGAGUUGAGGGGGG
Molecule: messenger RNA, 1214 nt
Organism: Chaetomium fimeti
Lineage: Eukaryota; Fungi; Ascomycota; Sordariomycetes; Sordariales; Chaetomiaceae
Exons: 2
Coding region: 91-1191 (366 amino acids)
Biological process (GO): retrograde vesicle-mediated transport, Golgi to endoplasmic reticulum
Cellular component (GO): SNARE complex; endoplasmic reticulum
Molecular function (GO): SNAP receptor activity
Source: RefSeq, a predicted model, not a curated record